CUGGGUGGGCUUCUGCUCCUGGUAUCUCCGAAAUAUCUUCGCCUUUUCCCACCAAGGUUACAAGGAGCUGUGAUUGACUCAGCCGGGUGAAAUAGCAACUUGGCUAUCCUCUAAAAAUAGACCACAUUUUUCAUCUUCCCAACAUAGCUCAGAGCUCCCAGAUAUAAUCCCCUUGCAAGUGGCCAGCAAGAGAUUUGAGCCAGGCUGAAGAUACAGAAGAGCGGAGCAGGUUUUCUUUUUAGAGAGACCCUGAGAACGAGAAGACCGAGAUUGGGAUUUGGGACUAAGCGACUUCGUUCCAGAUUUCUGGGUUCCCUCUAUGAAAAGUUCCCAAGAGUUUUAGCUGCAUCUGAUAACAGAAGCCACGUGUUUCCUCAAGGAGAAGGAUUCUCCCGGUCUCUCUCGGUCAAGGAUCGAUCUGCCCUCUAUCUCUCCCAAGUAGCAGCAGCUGCUGUUUAUCCCUCCAACUGUCCGACAGAGCGGAAUUUCAUACACCAGAUCCCUUAUAAUACUCUCGAUAACCAGUAAGCAAGCAGAGAUGGCAGACACUCAGCAUGAAAGGACUACUGGUGCAGAUGAGAAGAAAGCAGUGGAAGACCUGCCUCUUCCUCCUCCUCUUCCUCACCUCCAGGACUCUCCUGCUGCUCCAGGGACACCGGAUUCCGGUUCUCUUCCUUUACCUCCACCUAAAGAAUCCUUCUCCAAGUUCUACCAGCAACGCCAAGUAAAUGAGUUGAAAAGACUUUACCGCCACAUGCAUCCUGAGCUCAGGAAAAACCUGGAAGAAGCCGUGUCAGAAGACCUGGCAGAAAUGUUGAGUCCAGAUGACCCGAAUGAGCCAGUCAUGGCGACUCCAGAUGUGGUGGUUCCAGGCGAAGUUCAAUCCAUGCGUUGGAUCUUUGAGAACUGGUCCCUGGACUCCAUUGGGGAACGUCAAGCUGCUAAAAACCUGGCUGAGGACGAAGCCAACCCAAGUGGAGAUGUAAAGAACAGGUCCAUGAAGUUUGAAAGCCAGCCUUCUCAUGGAGACGGGCUGCUCACUUCAGCCAAAGCAUCGGAACUACAAGAAACUAAAGGAGACGUACAUACUGCUCGGUGGUUAUUUGAAACUCAACCUUUAGACUCUUUAAACAAAAUGUACUUGGAUGAGACAGAUGUUCAAGAAACACUUCUGAAGGAGCCUGUUGAGAGAGGGAAUGUGAAAGGAGCAGCACAACUUUUUGAAACUCAUUCCUUAGAAGCUUUGGGUCACUGCAACUCUGUGGAGGAGGAGAACAUCCUGCAGCUGAAGUCAGAAAUUCAGGAACUCAAAGGCGGUGUCAAGAAAACCAUCAAGCUUUUCCAGACUGAACCCAUCUGUGCUCUCCAGGAUAAGACAGGAAGCAUUCAUGAGAUCAAGUCCAUCUGUAGAGAAGAAACACAGACCAACUCAGUGAAGAUAGCUCGGUGGCUGUUUGAAACCCAGCCAUUGGACACUAUCAACAAGGAUACUUCCAAAGUGCAAGUUAUUCGUGGAAUAUCUCUAGAGGAAACUGCCAAGGGAAAUGUCAGUGGAACAAAAUGGGUGUUUGAAACUCAACCUCUAGAUGCCAUAAGGGAAUUCACAGUGUCCGAAGCCGAUUUCAAAGCGUCUCCAGAUCUAAUCCAAGGAGCUGAUGUUAGCAAACAGUGCCUACUUUUUGAGACUCAACCUCUUGACAGUCUGAAAGGUGAAUUCUCCAGCAGCCCUCCAGCUAAGGAAGAAGUUAUCAAAGGGGACGUGAAAUCAACCCUCUGGUUAUUUGAAACACAACCUAUGGAAACCCUGAGGGAUCAUUUUGAAGUUGGACAUUUAAAAAAAGUAGAGCUUUCAAAAGAUGAGAAAGGAGCUGUGAAGCAAACAAAGCAUCUUUUUGAGACCUGCCCUUUUGGAAGCAUCUCAAAAUCUCCAGAUGAAGAUUUCUGCACUGCACCUGUCCAGGAGGUAGAGAAAGGGGACGUGAAAGCAUUCAAGAGCCUCUUUGAGACACUUCCUCUAGAUAGCAUCAGGCAAGUCAGCACUGAGGAGGUUACCAAGGAAGAAGAAGACAUCCUUUCUGGGCAGGUGAGAAGCAAUCAUCUCCUGUUGGAAUCAACACCUUUGUACGCCAUUAAGGACAGCUUUGGCCACUUCCAUCAGGUCACAUCUGUAAGUAGAGACGAAGAAGUGACCAGUGGAGGUGUGAAGAACUACAAAUGGAUGUUUGAAACCAAACCUUUAGAUGAGUUUGAUGGGAGCAUCCAAAAAGUGGAUGUGAUCAGGGGCAUCACUAAGCAGGAGAUCAUGGCUGGAGAUGUUCAGACAGCCAAAUGGCUCUUUGAAACCCAACCCAUUGAUGUCAUCCACAGCCAAGUCAACCAAGAAGAGCAGAACAUUUCUGAGAAAAGGGAAGUUUCUCAAGGAGGAGAUGUAAAGACUUGCCGGUGGUUGUUUGAGACACAGCCAAUUGAUGCCCUAUGUGAGAAAGAUGAGAUGAAGGAGAACCAAGAAGACCCUGUGCCUCAAGCUGAUGUCAAAUCAUAUACAUGGAUGUUUGAAACUCAACCUCUGGAUACCCUGAAAGGUCAAGAAGAACAACACUUACAGAUCAGAAAGACCUCCCGCCAGGAGGAAUUACAAGGGGUAGAUGUGAAAACUGCCCGGCACCUCUUUGAAAUGGAACCUCUUUCCAGUAAUAUCCCUGGAAAUAGCCAGAAAAUAAUCAGGUGCUCCAGCCGGGUGGAGAUACAGUCUGGAGAGGUGUCCAGAGUAAAAGAGUUCUUUGAAGCCAAACCUUUAGAUACUGCAGCUAAACCAUGGACAGUCAUAAAAGAAAGCCCAGUAGAUGGGAACAUUGAACCUGGAGCUGUGCCCAAGUUCACCUGGCUUUUUGAAAACUGCCCCAUGGACACCUUGAAGAGCAGUGCUGAGAGUCUCCAAGAGACAACUCUGGAAAAGAACAUUCAAGGUGGAGAUGUUGGGGGCAAAAGAUUCAUUUUUGAAACCUUCUCUCUCGAUCAGAUUCAUGAAAAAGAGAAUGAGGCACUAAUCCAAAAAGUCCAUGAAGAAACAUCAGAAAAAGCCAAUGUCAACUGUUGUAUUAUGCUGUUUGAGACCCAGCCCCUUUAUGCUAUUCAGGACAGAGAUGGGGGAUACCAUGAAGUGACUUCGGUGAAGAAGGAAGAAGUCAUAAAAGGUGAUGUGAAAGGCGCCCGAUGGCAAUUUGAGACAAAACCAUUGGAUCAGAUCAAGAAAGAUGAUGAGGUCUUUGUGAUCCGAGCUGUAACGCAAGAAGAUUUCAAGAAAGGAGAUGUCCAAUCAGCUAGGUGGAGAUUUGAAACAGAGCCUCUUGAUUCCAUUGCUGAAGAAAAGAAGCCUACCUUGAAGAGUGUUGAGGACAUACAGAAGGGAGAUGUCCAAUCGAACAAGCAACGUUUUGAGUCAGAACAACUCAGCCAAAAGAAGUACGUGAGGAUGGUUAGCGUCAGUGAUGUCCAGCAAGGGGAUGUAAGGACAUCCACCUGGCUUUUUGAAAAUCAGCCCAUGGAUUCCUUGAAAGGAGACUCUGAAGGUGCCAGCAACUUGACCACAGUCCAGAGAGAAGAUAUCCAUAAAGGAGAUGUCAAACGCUGCACUUGGCUCUUUGAGACUCAACCAAUGGACAGACUCAGAGAUACAGAGGCUUCAAUAAGCACAGAGUCCCUGAAAGGGAUUCCUCAGGCCUGUGUAAAAAGCACUACAUGGUUGUUUGAAAGUACCCCCUUGGAUAAAUUCAGCUCUCUUCAACGCGGCAGAGAAAUAGAGGCGAAAGAGAGGACAUCAACAGAUACUUUGGAACUGUUGUUCUCCCAUCAACUGAUCCAAAAGAAUGGCAUCCUUAUUGAAGCCAAUAACAUUGAGGGUAUCAAGAUGGCGACAUAUCAGCUUAGUAACCAGGAAGCCCCCCAAGUCCAAAAGGAAAAGAUUGUAGAAGACAAUUUGCAUAUGAUCUUGUUGCAAUUACUUCAGAAUAGCAACUUGGAGGCCAGCGGGUUACUAGUGAGAGAAGAGGACAAUGGAGCUAUCAAAAUUACUCCCAUACAGCUGUUGGACACUAACAAAGCUGAAAAAAGCAAAGAGGACAUGAGGAAUGACAUGGCAAGGAGUCUUCAAGAACUUCUUAACCAAGAGAUCUCAGUUAAGAAAGGAAUAGUUAUGCAGGAGACCGACACAGGAUCAACAAAGGUGAUUAUUUAUUCUCUCCAUCAGUGGGUGGCUGAACAGCAUACAUUUGUUAAAGGCGAUGUAAAGUCAGUGAUCGGGAAUCUUCUGACUUCUUCACAAGAGCAGAGAACCACAGCAACCGUCAGACGAGAGGAUAACGAGAAGGGGAACGUCCAAUUGUACACUCGCUGCAUCGAGAAGGGAGAUCUUGACUACUUAAAGAACCUACAGAGGGACUCAGAAAUAGAAUCGCUAGUUUCUUCACAAGCAAAAGAAGAACCGCCAAAAAUUGGGCAAGAGAUCACAGCAUCAACCCUGGUGCAGAACAAGGAAGAUGUGGUGACAGCAGAUGUGAUCCAAGGGAAUCACAAGUCUGCUGAGCAAGCAUUCUUGUGGAAGACCCAAGAAGAUGCAUCAGAAAGAGAAACCCCCAAUGCAAAUAAUCAAAGUUACACUCCCUGUCAUUUGGUACACUGUGGGACCCCAUCACCAUCCAAAGAAAACAUAGUUCCUCCACCUGUCACAUUGCCAUUCCAGCUGGUGGAAGGAGCCCAAAAUAGUGGCCAAAGAACACCAGGACAACAAAUAAUUCUGGUAGAUGGAAAGGAAAGAACAUCCGUACAAGUGGCAGAUCAGAAGAUGGUUGAAGUUCUCCACGGUUUUAAGGCAGGAGAAAUCAACUCAACAACAGUUCAAUCCCCAACACAGGUUCCUGGGAACGAUUUUCAAGCUGCAAUGCACAGCCUAAGGAAAGCUACAGCAGAAGCCAAAACUCUGCAGCAGCAAGUGCAAAGUAAGCUGCAAAAGAUGACCGACAACAUGCAACUGUGCGGCACCCAACCCUGCGCAGCAACGUUGCAAAGCACAAUACCUAAAGAAGGCUGUGAGGCUAGCAAGCAACAGCCAGGUAGCAAUGUGUCCUCUUCAAGAAGGCAGGAGGCAUUCCAGCCUGGUGUCAGUCUGUCUCAGAAGAGCCCGGCAUCCUUACCCCUAAAGGUCAGUGACCCUGAGGACGGACAGGGAGGGACAAAGCCUACUGGGGCCCAUCAAGUUGGCCAAGUGUUACCUAGGGCAGAUCUUAGUAUUAAGGAUGGCCUUUACGCAGCCAAGCCCGUGAAGUCCUAUGUAAAUCCAUUCCUUGAAUCAGACUACCAAGAGCACUCCGUUCCUGAAGAACGUGAGGAAGACGUUAUAAUCAGAGGGGAUGUAAAGACAGCUAUCAGAGCCCUGCAGAAUGCUGCCACUGAGCAGAGACAAGUUGAGAAAGAGGACGUGGUCUGCGGCAACUUAAAAGCCGCACUCAAGUCUCUGGAGAAGUCUAAUGUUAAUGUGUCCCAAGGGGAUUUUAAAGCAGCCAUGAUAUACAGGAAUGCAGGGCAAUCUCAUUCCAUGGGUAAAAAGAAACAGGAGGUUGAAUGUGUUAGUGACCAGACAGUUACUGUAGCCCCUGCAGGCUCCCGAGAUGUUAAUGACUUUCCUCCUCCUCCUCCUCCUCCUCCUCCUCCUCCUCCUCCUCCUCCUCCAGCUUCACUGAUGAGACCGGAUGUCCAUGCAGCCUCAUCCCAACCAAGACAGGCUGAAGGUCGUUGCUGUUCCCCAUCCAUGCAGCCAUGUGACCUCAAAACUCCCUUGUCUUCCCCAACCAAAACUAGUCAUCAGAGACCUUCAGAGAAACCACAACUGCCACCCAAGCCUGAUGUGAUCGCCCCACCAAGGAAAAAGCCUGUGAUCCCCCCAAAACCAGAAUUCCUUUUGAAGGAGGGACCCCUCCACCCUGCUGGUGGCAACAGAGGGCAACUAGGAAAGACACCUCGGCUUCCUUCUCCUUCCAAGUCUCCCACCUUGAUUGAACAGAACAAGCCAUGUGGAGCUGAGAUUUGGGGACAAUCGGAAUGUAAAGAGGAUUCAGCUACAUGUCCUUCACACGCAGUGACCAAUGUUGAGGACAUCAGUGUUGAGAAGAAGUCAAUAAAAGAUAUCACAAAGUUGCCUCUGCAGGAUGAAGAAGAUAAAUCUAAGGCAAGGAAAGAGAAGAGAGCCAGAGUGGACUUGACUGGCCACAGCUCUUCAUUAGAGGCAAUAAAAACUGGAUUGGAUAAUUCUCAAGAAGGGAAUUGUUAUCUAGCCAAAGACUUUCAAGAGAUCCAGGAGACAUCUCAAGAAGAAAAGAGAGGUGCCUUAUCUGAGAAGCAAGAUCCUCUCACACCUUUUGAAUGCCAAAUGAAUCUUCCUAACCUAGAAGUUCACAGGAAGCCAUAUUUGUCUGCCAAAUGCCAUGCCAAUGUUCUGAGGAAAGGAACAGUCAUGACACAGGUCAUAUCAUCCAAGUCAGGAACAACAAGCAUGGAAUCACAGACAGACAGGCCAGCAUCUGCUCUUUUGGUGUCCUCAGAUUUAGAAGGCAAACAGGUUUUAACAAGACCUCAGAUUGCAAACAGUGGUAGCUCAAGAGAUCCAGAAAUAAAGAAUGACUGGGAUACAGAGAAGGGAAAUCUGGUAGUGGUCAUGAGGGAAAAGGUUGGCAAAGAAACUGAAGAAGAACGUCGCAAGAGAUUAUCCGUCCAUAAAGAGGAGAUCAUGAAAGGAAACGUCAAGGAAGCCAUGGAGAUAUUUGAAAACUUAAGGAAACAGGAAGCUCUAGAAGAAAUCUUAACUCAAGUGAAGGAGUUUGAAGAGGAGACCUCAAAGGUGGAUGUCAAAGCCUUGAGAAAUCUCUUUGAGAAUGUGCCCGAUUGGGUGGUAGAUGAAAAGCCACAGCAGACAAAACAGCCCAAAGUAGAGAAAGCUGAACAGUUGAAGGAACUUAGAGAAGAUUUAGAGAGUGUAUCAUCGGUGGAGUUAGCUUUUGAAGAUCUGGAGCGAGCCAGUGCUGAAAUUGUUCAUUUGAAGGAGCAGACCCUAAGUAGACUCCUGGAUAUUGAAGAUGCCAUUAAGAAAGCUCUAUUUUCCAUUUCUAGUCUCAAGUCUGAAUCAGACAUAGCUGGACUUUCAGGUCUUCUGAAGGAAUCACUUGAAAAUUCUCAAAGUCUUGCAGCGGGGAACAACAUCCGCAAAAUCAGUAUUAUAUCCAGCAAAGCCAAACAAGAAAAAGGGACAUGGGAAGGAGAGAAGGUGGCUGAUCAGCACAAGGUACCCAAAUUCUCCCUUGAACUUCCGCAUGUGAUUCAGCCACGAUCAAGUUCUCCUUCUUCUCCGUCCUACAUCUCCAUUCAAUCUGCUGCACGGAAAAGUACAGAAUCACCCCAAAUUGUGCCUUUAGUUUCACCUCACCCCAUGGAAGCGGCCACUGAAAGAGAGACAUUCUCUCCCAAUCUUUUCAGCUCCUUGCCAAGUAAACCAAUGAGAUCCGAUCCCUACAGCAGGACUGUCAGUGAAGGGAAUCAGGAGGUCAUCCAAAUUAAAACAGGAGGAAGUUUGAUUAAACAGCAACAGCUCAGCAGUCCUGGACAUUUGGCUCAACAGCUGAACACUAAUGGCACCAAGGAAAAGGAUACAGUCCAAGGGGGAGCUUCUUCUGAUUACAACUCCAAGACUUCUUUAAGUGCUUUAAGUCCCUCCAAUCCUAGGAGACAGAAGAGUAUUCUAGAAUUGCAAACAAGCCAUGAUGGAUCCAAACUCUAUGGGGCUACCCGGACAGUGACUGAGCAAUAUGAGGAGGUAGAUGAAUUUGGAAACAAAAUCAUCACAUCGUCCACAACCGUCACCAAACAGUCAGAGACUCAGACUUCCUCCACUUGUGAUAUGGUGUCUUGCCCAACUAGAUAUGAAGUGACAGCUUCUCCGAUACUUCGUCGAUAUCUCAACAGCCCAGCCAAUUUCCCUUCAGGUGAUGGUCACCAAGAAACAGGGGUGGUCUUUGUUACCUUUAGCAACUCCAAGCCAGUGAAGAAAUAAGCAAACGUCCUUGAACUGAGCUGUUGAGGUCAACAAGGUCAUUGAGGUUGACCAUUUAGCAUUCAACCACUUUGAUUGGAUUUAAAAAGGACUCUGCUGAUUGAAACCCAUAAGCAAUGUUCUUAUUCUUGUGGCCAUUGCUCUUUUUUAAAGAAAGAAUGGAAAAAACUCUUUGCCCUCCAAAUAAUAGUCUUAAUGUUGGGCAUGAGUCUAAGAUGUUCCUUCAAAGCUAAAAAAGCUGAAGAUUAAAAGGACUUCCAACUCAACAGAAAUCCAAGUUUCUAGUUCCAGAGAGAGAGAAAAGAAAAAGACCAAACUAAAAAAUAAAAUACAUAGAUGGCUGCUUUCAAAACCAUCUUUCACAGCUGAAGAUGUUUGCCUUAGAUAUUCAUCUCAUCAGUGACAAAUUAUGGUCCUCAAAUAGCAAUUCAACCUUUUGAAGGUUGAUUUUUUUUUAAUGCGUGUCUUUAGGUCAGUCUCAAUUCCUAGCAACUGCCUGAAUUAGUUCCUGAAUUUUCCCCAGCAACAUUUUUGGAAGUGGUUUGCCAUUGCCCCUUUCCCAGGGCUGAGAGAGAGUGACUGGCCCAAGAUCACCCAGCUGACUUUGUGCCUGAGGUGGAACUAGAACUCACGAUAUCCUGGUUUCUAGCCUUGUGCCUCAACUGUUACACCAAACUGGCUGUCCUUUUGAGAAAUAUACUAAUUUUCUGGCCCUUUUUGCUAUUAGCCUGACAAUUUGCUUCUCUGUUUUUCUUUUUUGUACUUCAAGAGAAAUUUCCCAAAUUCUUUCUCUGAUAGAGAUACAUCACAAAAUGAGUGUGGGGAAUACUCCCCAAAUGGAAGUAGAGAGUUUAUCCCUUUUAUUACACUUUUCAUUGGGCAGAUUUGUUAGCACUAUUUAUCAAGAGUUACAUAUUAGAGAAAAUUACAGAAUUUUAAGAAUUUUCUUCACUGCAGUCCCCGCUGAUGAAAAACGGGGAACAUAUUUUCUAGUUAAACAAGGAAAGCAGUUAAACAUAUUGAUAAUGAUUUUAUUAGCCUCUUUUUUAUUUUAGGAUUGUAAUUUAUUGAUUGUUACUAUGUAUUUUACUCUAGAGCCUCUUGCAACCACCUUUAAGUCAAUUAUAUAAAUUUUAUUAUGCCUUUUUUGUAUAUUCUCAACCAAACAUUUUAGAUAUCCUGUGGGUUUUUUUUUUAACCUGCAUAUAAAAGAUAAACAAUGACUUCUGAAAAA
Crotalus tigris (Tiger rattlesnake) is the source of this 9329-nucleotide messenger RNA. RefSeq names its product xin actin-binding repeat-containing protein 1-like. Gene Ontology annotation, cellular component: focal adhesion; stress fiber. The record is from RefSeq and is a predicted model, not a curated record. The transcript has 4 exons. Lineage: Eukaryota; Metazoa; Chordata; Lepidosauria; Squamata; Viperidae. Gene Ontology annotation, molecular function: actin filament binding. Gene Ontology annotation, biological process: actin cytoskeleton organization; actin filament organization. The coding region runs from base 539 to 8095 and encodes 2518 amino acids.